This is a messenger RNA of Elaeis guineensis (African oil palm), 1106 nucleotides long. RefSeq names its product probable WRKY transcription factor 57. Gene Ontology annotation, biological process: regulation of DNA-templated transcription. The record is from RefSeq and is a predicted model, not a curated record. Gene Ontology annotation, molecular function: sequence-specific DNA binding; DNA-binding transcription factor activity. Lineage: Eukaryota; Viridiplantae; Streptophyta; Magnoliopsida; Arecales; Arecaceae.
GAGUAGGGUCCCAUCAAGAAGGAUGAUGCUGGAGGCCGCAUCAAGGGACACCAUCGAAGAACCUUCGCAUCACCUUGAGGGAAGGAUCCUUCCCUUUGCAUACAUAAAUAGCUAUUGGCUCCACCGGCCAAACAAUAUGUGAUUGAAACGCUCAUGGCGGCUCCUUUGGGCUUCACUGAGAUGUCCUACCCUUCUUUCUUCCUUGAAGAUAGCCCUGCUGGAGUUCCUGGCUGUUACUUCUUUCCUGUCGAGGUCUCCGAUGAGUCGAUGCUCGGAGUUUGCAACGGUGUAGCCACCGAUGAAGCCCUGUUCGAGGACUCAUUGCUCGCCGGUGAUCUCAAUACGCUGGUUAGUAGUGAUUGCAGCCUAAAUGCGCCAACAACUGGACUGGUGAUGAAUUGCGGGAAUGAUAUGAAGAGAAUGAAAGUGGAUGCGGGAUGUAGGAUUGGAUUUAGAACAAAGUCUGAUGUCGAUAUCUUAGAUGAUGGCUUCAAGUGGAGGAAGUAUGGGAAGAAGUCCGUGAAGAACAGCCCAAAUCCAAGAAACUACUACCGGUGCUCCCAUGAGGGCUGUGCAGUGAAGAAGAGAGUGGAAAGAGACCCACAAGACUCCAGCUAUGUGAUCACAACGUACGAAGGGGUGCACAACCAUGCGAGCCCGAGCACUGUUCGUUACGAAGAAUUUGGCCUUCAUCAGGCCAAAACCUCGGCGUGGGAAUCAUAUGCCCAGCUUCCCUUGGUGGUUCCAAACGUGUAUAGGAUGCAGGCUGCUCACUCUUCUUACUGAUUCGAAGUAGUUUCCUUCAUGCUUUGUUGAGCCCAAGCAAUUGUAAUGCAGAGAGAUGGUUAAAUUCUUGGCAGACCUGCCCUCUGUGCGCCUGUUUCGGCGGGUGAGUGCACUUCCACACGAGUGCGAGUGCGCGCGUUUGUGAAGCAAGCGAUGGGCGAUUGUAUUGUCUCUUAUUGGGAUCCAUGCUUAAAAUUUCUUACUCAUGGAUUCUUAUGUUUUUUUCUUAUCUUUUCGCUAGAGGCUUAGUGGCCUUUUCCAUUCACCAUGAUAAAAAGAAAUUGAAGGAUAUUCCAAGCUUUUCUGCUGUUCUCUUUUUA